AUGAAAACCAUAACCUUACAUCGUUCUUCCGGCCAAGACUCCACCGGUGGCAAGACUAAACAAAUCGCUAACGGCUUGUUGCAAUCGAUCACAACCUUAUGGUUUCUAUGUGCUAGACAAGCGGUUAUAGCAUCAAGAAAGUUUAAGGAUAACUCAAAAAUCUCCCCUGACUCACCUAUGAUUCGAAGACCCAAGAAGCUUAUUGCUUCAAUAAGUAACAAGGCGAUCAAAUUGCGCCAACGGAGAAAUAGGACACGAGAAAAUGGGAAUUUCAGAGAUGAUCAUAACAUGGUUGGAGAUGAAGGGUUAUGGAAAAGGGAGAUUUUGAUGGGAGAUAAGUGUCAACCAUUGGAUUUCUCUGGUGUUAUUUAUUAUGACCGAGAUGGAAAACGGACUGAUGAGUUUCCCAUGCGGUCUCCACGAGCUAGUCCACUUCCUAAUUAUGUCCCAAAGUUUAAUUGGGUCCCGCCCCAUGAGCGAUAA
Molecule: messenger RNA, 483 nt
Organism: Erigeron canadensis
Lineage: Eukaryota; Viridiplantae; Streptophyta; Magnoliopsida; Asterales; Asteraceae
Exons: 1
Coding region: 1-483 (160 amino acids)
Source: RefSeq, a predicted model, not a curated record